Messenger RNA from Danio rerio (zebrafish), 1395 nucleotides. The record is from RefSeq and is a predicted model, not a curated record. Lineage: Eukaryota; Metazoa; Chordata; Actinopteri; Cypriniformes; Danionidae.
CCUUUAAAAAGACCCUGAUGUUUGUCAUUAACCCUUAGAUCAACAAACUGAAGUGUACCUUGUUAUGAAUACUAAGUGUUGUCGGGGAAGUCAUCAUUUUUGGGAUUUUUAUACGUCAUCAUUUUAACACAACACAAGUGCACAUGCUAAUCACAUCUGACACCACAAUGCUAUGAUCACGCAUAGGAAUGAACACUGUUUAUUUUUCUUCCUUUCUGAAAGUCUGUUUAAAAACUAAACAAUGCAUAUCCACAUGAAGAAAUCCCCCCGCCUCGUCUAUCAUAAGACUGAAAGGAAGCACAUGUUCUUCCGUUUUUGUUUUUUUUAGCUUAAGUGUUACCUUCGUCUUUAUCAGAGAACUGAGAAGGCUGUUUUUUCAGAUAAGCUCAACUCAAGAAGUUCUCAACACCAAGCUGAGUCAAGUCGAUGAGCUGAAGAGAAAUGAGUCUAUAUACAGUUGUUUUAGUGUGUAUUAUAUACAACAACCAAGUGUUCGGAAGAGAGGAGCGUGUCACUGUUUACCUGGGCCAGUCAGCGCUCUUGAAGACUGGGUCGGACAGACCUUGGAACCUCACCAGAGUUCAGUGGUCCAUUUAUAAGAACACAACAUACAUCGCGAGUCUAAGGGACAGAAUCGUUACAAUAUUCGACUUUUGGAGGUAUCGGGAUCGACUUGAACUCAACAGCAAUACGGGAGAUUUAACGAUCAAGGAUGUGAGGAUGGACGACACCUUGACAUACACUGUGGACCUGGUCAAUGCUGAUGGUACUCGGCCACAACAUAAAGUUCAUCUCACAGUAAAAGAAAGACUAGAGAAACCAAAAAUCCACAAAAUGCUUUAUUCCCUCAGCGACGGACAAUGCCACGUGGCCCUUAACUGCACUGUGCCUGGCCGAAAUGUGAUUUUGUCCUGGACACCUGAUGGAUAUUUCAACGGAUCGUACCUAUCAGGAAACCCGACCUCUACGAACCCGCUCUCAGUUGUCUUCAUCUCAUUUAGAGGUACUGGAAACGUGACGUUCAACUGCACUGCAUCCAGUCAAGAGCAGGUGGAGAGCACAUUGAUGACAGUGGGAUGUUCGGAAAACCCCCAGAUGUGUGAAGUCUGCAGCUUUUGCAGACCGUGCAGCACCGGUGGUUUCUGUGUGCUGUGCUAUAUUGUGUUAACAGCUGUGCUUGUUGUGUUCGCAUAUAAAAAUAAAGAACGAAUUAAAGAUUUCUGCAUGAAUGGCCCUGUUCAGUUCAUCCAGAAUCGUUGGUCGCCUUCAGCCCCAGCACACUCAUCAGAGUCUGCUCCAGCCCCAAGCCUGAAAACUUGUACUUGAAUGAAUGAACAAAUGAAUGAACUUCUAGGUACUCGUGACUUUAAACUCAAUAAAAGGCAGCUUUUUUAA